AUGGAUUUCCUCCGCGCUUGGGUCUUGUGCACCGUCUUCCUCGGGUUGACUAAGGCUUUUACGCAUGAGGAUAUGAAGGAGACGCUCCUGCGCAAACUGGGCUUGGAUGAGGUUCCAAAGAUCCAUAAGAGGGAUUUGGAGAAUUUGGUUGUCCCGGCUCAUGUCAGAAACAAAUACUUGUCAAUGCUGAAGAUGCACCACAGCAGGAGACGGCGAUCUUUGCCGAGCUUGGUCGGCAUUUUGAGAGGGAUUCCUGGCAAUGCUGACAUCCCCGGCGAAUAUAUAUAUUCGGACACGACCCGGCAUCGAAUGGUGUUCGACAUGGAGUCAAUAAUCCCAGAAAACAGCGAGGUGACCAUGGCCGAGCUUAAACUGUACCAAAGAGCGUCGCACAACAAGCGCCUCGCGGUAGAGAGGAAGAACCACAGAGCCGUCAGCAACGCCCGAGUCAGCAUCUACUGGGUCGAGGAGUUGCCAAACGGAUCCAACCGCACCUCACUCGUGGACUCACGGUUGAUCCCCAUUCACGAAACGGGCUGGAAGAGCUUUGAUGUGACCCAGGCCGUGCAUUAUUGGUCCAAGACUCAGCAGCAGAGGACGCCAAUGCACCUGGAGGUGUGGAUCGAGGGCGAGAGACCUGGCAGCUACGCGGCGGAGGUGGCGAAAAGUGUGCGCUUUACCACCCAGGAGCAGACGGACAACACCUUGGGCAAACCCGAGCUGGUCCUCUACACACUCAACCUCGAAGAGUACGGUUCUCGCGGUGACUGCGACGUGAACCAGAGCAAGGGCACCUGCUGCAGGGAGGAGUACUUUGUCGACUUCCGCGCCCUGACGUGGACCCAGUACUGGAUCAUCGAACCGGCCGGGUAUCAGGCCUUCAGGUGCACCGGAAGUUGCAAGCAGCCCAAGCGUAACUAUGGCUACGGGGAGAGGAGGUGCACGGUGUCGGAGAGCGCCCCCUUGCCCAUUAUGUACCUGGUGAAGAAGGGCGACUACACGGAGAUCGAAGUGGCAGAGUUUCCCAAUAUGAUCGUGGAGAGGUGCGCGUGCACCAUGGACAAUGUCUCCAUAGUGUGACAUCAUGGAAACAUGGUAUAUUUAAAGGGUUAUAAAAAGUACUUCCUAUUUAAAUGGACAAUCACAUGGGAG
Syngnathus typhle (broad-nosed pipefish) is the source of this 1152-nucleotide messenger RNA. Its product is annotated as left-right determination factor 2-like. The transcript has 4 exons. NCBI's taxonomy places the organism in Eukaryota, Metazoa, Chordata, Actinopteri, Syngnathiformes, Syngnathidae. Bases 1 to 1080 code for a protein of 359 amino acids. Gene Ontology annotation, molecular function: growth factor activity; transforming growth factor beta receptor binding; cytokine activity. The record is from RefSeq and is a predicted model, not a curated record. Gene Ontology annotation, biological process: SMAD protein signal transduction; BMP signaling pathway. Gene Ontology annotation, cellular component: extracellular region.